This is a messenger RNA of Lagopus muta (rock ptarmigan), 731 nucleotides long. RefSeq names its product sperm autoantigenic protein 17 (gene SPA17). Gene Ontology annotation, biological process: binding of sperm to zona pellucida. Gene Ontology annotation, cellular component: membrane. The coding region runs from base 48 to 566 and encodes 172 amino acids. The transcript is spliced from 2 exons. The record is from RefSeq and is a predicted model, not a curated record. Gene Ontology annotation, molecular function: calmodulin binding. NCBI's taxonomy places the organism in Eukaryota, Metazoa, Chordata, Aves, Galliformes, Phasianidae.
AAAGAAAAUGAAGAUGUUGCCUUUCAGUACAGCACUGCGCUGCCUUCAUGGGAGUGCUGCUGGGUGCUGCUCCUUUCCUAAGAGCUCGUCCCGGUGUUACAGCAGGAGCGGGCAAUGGGGGACCAAAGGUGGGGGAAGGAAGGAGCCCAGGUUUCUCCUUGGAGGAGCAGCAACAGCAGGAGGAGAAGGGGAAGGAGAGCUCCGCCGCCCGAAGGGCCGAGGACGAGGAGGUGGGAGAGGACGAGGAGGCCGAGGCCGAGGCGCCGCGGAGCAGCGGGGCGGAGAUGGAGCGCCAGGUGAGCCGCUCCAGCCUCCAGCUGGGCCCUCAGCCCUGCGGCUCUCCGGCUCGCUCGGUGCCCGGCCGCGGAGCCCUGGGCCGUUCAGCCGCCUCCUGCCCUGCUCAGCGCAGCUCUCGUGAUGAAGACCCGACCGCCGAUUUCCUGACCUCUCAAGAAGCUGCUACGAAAAUCCAGGCUGCGUUCCGGGGCUUCUGCACGCGGCGACAGCUGCGCAGAGCCUUCUCGGAGCCCCCCCGCCCGGCCCCGGGCCCCCAGGACAGCCCGUAACCGGGACGGCUCCGCCGUGAGCGGGCGCCUCGCCCCCGUUUGGAAACGUCCUGACCCAGAAUGAGCAGCCGCGAUUGGAAAACCUACAUUCCCAUCCCAGGCGGCUUCGCGGGGCAGAAAAUUCUCUCUCGCGCUGCCGCCGAGGCACUUGCAUAAUGAGAACUU